This is a messenger RNA of Diaporthe amygdali, 1050 nucleotides long. RefSeq lists its product as uncharacterized. The transcript has a single exon. The record is from RefSeq and is a predicted model, not a curated record. Bases 1 to 1050 code for a protein of 349 amino acids. Lineage: Eukaryota; Fungi; Ascomycota; Sordariomycetes; Diaporthales; Diaporthaceae.
AUGAACGCAGCAAACUCCCAUCGAGCAUCCUACUUCGACCUUGGUGGCCUGCCUGGCCCCAAUACCCGACGGCAGUCUGCUACAGUCACAGUUCAGCGAAGACGCACGUUCGUUGCCGUCGACUACGCCGAGUAUAGGGCCAAGUGCGACCUUGUCAGGGACUCAAGAAGCUCAUCAGGCGUCUACGAUAUCAAAUGGGAAAAGGAACAAGAGCAGGACCAACGUGGCUCGUUUGACUUUCGGGAACAGCUGAGGGUCAUGGCCACCGUUUACCCUUAUCGAGACGCAAAUUGGAUCAUCGCGGUCUUUUUCGUCGUUGGUAGUAUUUCCUUUACCAUCAAUGGCUUCUUUGGACUUCUGCCACUCGUAGCGCCUUCGACGGCCUUUCCGACGGAGGCAACCCUUGCAGCCCCCGUAACCAACGCGAUCGGAGCCGCCUUGUUCGUAUCGGCUGGGAUCCUGUCCUUGCCCGCUAUCUGGAAUACUGGGAACGGCACCUUAGAGCCUGUCUCCUCAUCCUCUUCUUCGUAUUCCAAAUUUGAAGGAGACGAGGAGCAGGCCAAGACCUACCAGCCAGCGUUGCUUGGUAGUCCCUCUUGGGUAUGGCUGCCCAGCCGAAGCACGCUUAAGGAUGCGCUGAAGACAACUCCCUUCCAGUCGGGGGCCAUGCAGCUCUUUGCCGGCUCCGUGUUAACGACCAGCGUCGUGUUCGGGUUCCCGGGUGUACUGGCCCCUGACGACCUUUUCGGCCUAUCCGCCUUCGUCUUCACACCUUUGCUGAUAGGGGGAGGAAUAUUCACUAUAUCCAACAUCAUGCUGCUGCUAUUCGUGCAGGAGCGGUGGUACAAGCCUCGUUUCGGGACAGCUGCCUGGCAGGCAUCGCUGUGGAAUGUCAUUGCCUCGACUCUCUUCGCCAUCACUGGUGUUCUGUUUUUGAGUGGAGAUACCCUGGAAGGCUCCGUGGCGUCUUUCAUUGGAAGUUGGGCUUUCUUGAUCGGGAGCGUAAUACAGUGGUACGAUAUGAUGGCAUUCUAUUGCGGUCGAGUUUGA